Molecule: messenger RNA, 3391 nt
Organism: Heteronotia binoei (common prickly gecko)
Lineage: Eukaryota; Metazoa; Chordata; Lepidosauria; Squamata; Gekkonidae
Gene: CLCN6
Product: chloride voltage-gated channel 6
Exons: 23
Coding region: 39-2642 (867 amino acids)
Biological process (GO): transmembrane transport; chloride transport
Cellular component (GO): lysosomal membrane; intracellular membrane-bounded organelle
Molecular function (GO): voltage-gated chloride channel activity
Source: RefSeq, a predicted model, not a curated record
UGGCUGGCUCCGAGCCUCUCAGGGCGGAGAGGAGGAAGAUGGCGGCGGGGUGCGGGGCGGGGUGCUGCGGCUGCUGCUGCGGGGAGAGGGAGAGCCGCACCCCGGAGGAGCUGACCAUCCUUGGAGAGACUCAAGAGGAAGAUGAUGAGAUUCUCCCACGCAAGGACUAUGAGAGCCUGGAUUAUGACCGCUGCAUCAAUGAACCCUACUUGGAAGUACUGGAAAGUCUAGAUAAGAGGAAAACCCGGCGGUACGAAGCAGUGAAGUGGGUGAUGGUGUUUGCUAUUGGAGUUUGUACAGGACUGGUGGGCCUCUUUGUGGACUUCUUUGUCCGGCUCUUCUCCCAGCUCAAGUUCCGGGUGGUCCAGAACUCGGUGGAGGAGUGCAGCGAGAAGGGCUGUCUGGCUGUCUCCCUGCUGGAGCUGCUGGGAUUCAACCUCACCUUCGUCUUCCUGGCCAGUCUCCUCGUCUUGAUCCAGCCUGUGGCUUCCGGCUCCGGAAUCCCAGAGAUCAAGUGCUACCUGAAUGGGGUGAAGGUGCCAGGGAUCGUUCGGCUCCGGACUCUGGUGUGCAAAGCUCUCGGGGUGCUCUUCAGUGUGACCGGAGGUCUCUUUGUAGGGAAGGAAGGGCCCAUGAUUCACAGUGGUGCUGUGGUGGGGGCCGGCUUGCCUCAGUUCCAGAGCAUCUCCUUAAAGAGGAUCCAGUUUAACUUCCCCUAUUUCCGCAGCGACAGGGACAAAAGGGACUUUGUGUCUGCAGGAGCCGCUGCUGGGGUGGCUGCAGCUUUCGGCGCCCCAAUUGGGGGCACGCUGUUUAGCUUAGAGGAGGGUUCGUCCUUCUGGAACCAGGGGCUGACGUGGAAAGUGCUCUUCUGUUCCAUGGCCGCCACCUUCACUCUGAACUUCUUUCGUUCUGGGAUUCAGUUUGGAAGCUGGGGCUCCUUCCAGCUCCCCGGUUUGCUGAAUUUUGGGGAGUUUAAGUGCUCGGAAUCGGACAAGAAAUGCCACCUGUGGACCGCCGUGGACUUGGGCUUCUUCAUCCUGAUGGGGGUCGUGGGGGGCCUCCUGGGGGCCUCCUUCAACUGCAUCAACAAGAGGCUGGCCAAGUACCGCAUGCGGAACGUGCACCCCAAGCCCAAGCUGGUCAGAGUCUUGGAGAGCCUGUUGGUGUGUCUAACGACCACCCUUGUGGUCUUUGUCGCUUCCAUGGUUCUAGGGGAAUGCCGCCCGAUGUCUUCCAGCAGCCACGGGGACAACACCUCUUGGGUCUUGCAGGACUCCUCCUCUGAAGAAGUGAAUUCGAGCAUCAAGACCUUCUUCUGUCCCAACGACACAUACAACGACAUGGCGACGCUUUUCUUCAACCCCCAGGAGUCGGCCAUCUUGCAGCUCUUCCACCAGGAGGGUACUUUCAGCCCCGUCACGCUUUCCCUGUUCUUCCUUCUCUAUUUCUUACUCUCCUGCUGGACCUAUGGGAUUUCUGUGCCCAGCGGCCUCUUUGUGCCAUCUCUGCUCUGCGGAGCCGCCUUUGGACGCCUGGUCGCCAACCUCCUCAAAAGCUACAUCGGCUUGGACCACAUUUACUCGGGGACCUUUGCCCUGAUUGGAGCCGCGGCCUUCCUGGGCGGGGUGGUCCGCAUGACCAUCAGCCUCACCGUUAUCCUGAUCGAGUCCACCAAUGAGAUCAGCUACGGGCUCCCGAUCAUGGUCACCCUCAUGGUAGCCAAGUGGACCGGGGACUUCUUUAACAAGGGCAUCUACGACAUCCACGUGGACCUGCGAGGGGUGCCGCUCCUGGAAUGGGAAACCGAAGUGGAAAUGGACAAGCUGAGAGCCAGUGACAUCAUGGAGCCCAACUUGAUGUACGUGUACCCCCACACCCGGAUCCAGUCCCUGGUGAGCAUUCUGCGCACGACGGUCCAUCACGCCUUCCCCGUGGUCACGGAGAACCGGGCCUACGAGAGGGAGUUCAUGAAAUGGGACCAGCUGAUCAGCAACAACAUCAAGUUCAAGAAAUCCAGCAUCCUCACCAGGGCUGGGGAGCAGCGCAAACGCAGCCAGUCCAUGAAGUCCUACCCAUCCAGCGAACUGCGCAAUGUGUGUGACGACCACAUUGUGACCGAAGAACCGCCAGAGACGGAAGACAUGUUGCAGCAGAUGCUGGAGCGAAGGUAUACUCCCUAUCCUAACCUUUACCCGGACCAGUCACCCAGCGAAGAGUGGACCAUGGAAGAACGUUUCCGGCCUCUGACCUUCCAUGGCCUGAUCUUGCGCUCCCAGCUGGUCACCUUGCUUGUGCGGGGGGUCUGUUAUGCAGAGAGUCAAUCGAGCGCCAACCAGCCUCGUCUCUCGUACGCCGAGAUGGCCGAGGAUUACCCUCGCUUCCCCGACAUCCAUGACCUCGACCUUACACUGCUGAACCCCAGGAUGAUUGUGGAUGUGACCCCCUACAUGAACCCGUCUCCAUUCACCGUUUCCCCCAACACUCACGUCUCCCAAGUCUUCAACCUCUUCAGGACGAUGGGGCUCCGGCAUUUACCGGUUGUGAAUGCUGUUGGGGAGAUCGUCGGCAUCAUUACCCGGCACAACCUGACGCACGAAUACCUGCAGACGAGGCUGCGGCAGCAUUUCCAGACCAUCUGACUCCUUCCGACACCUCUCCUCUCCCCUUCCCCUUCUGCUUCCUUUCUCACCGGUUCUUCCCCCCGCCCCCCAAAGCUGGCUUGGUGCGCCCUUCACAAAAACGGACUGCUGUCGGUUUCUGGCUGGAGGCUUCCAGUCAUCUCGCCAGCUGGGAAAUUAAAGGCGACGUUGAGGUUUCUGCCCUCGUUGUCCAGUUCUCGGGGACUCACUGCCCGCUCUCUGAGGGAGCUGCCGGCCUCGUCCAGCAAGGCUUCGGAAUGAUGCGCCGGGAAUGUUUUCCUGUCCUGUGGACAUAGUUUGAGAACGCUCAUCCCCGUGCCGCGCCCCAGGCGGAAGGAGCCCCGUCCUGUCUGUUCCCGGACUUCCCUGCAGAGGCCGCCGUACCGCCAGCCUGGCUUCCUUGGCCCGAGGACUUACGAACUCAUUCCACAUUUUUCUUUAUUUCAAACUUUAGCCAGUUGCCUCUCGCGGCAGGGUUAACGUUCUUGAGAAAGUUGAGAGAGGGUCACUAACCCCCCCCCCCUUUAUGGGAGAUUCUGGAAUUCCCUGGUCCUUGCAUGUGUGUGCGUUGUGUGUGUCUGUGUCGUAGACAUUUCUUUCCAUUCCACUUAGGGUUCCGUUGUUGGGGGAGCCUUCCAAGCCGGGUCUUUGGCUGCUGCUGCUUCUCCUGGCCAGGCAGCCAACCUUUCUGAGUUAUAGAUGGUGAAAAUCAUGUGUCAAGGAGAGAAAUGAACGAUCUUUGGACCACC